UUUGUAGCUGCACUGCAACUCCUCUUUAAUUAAGGAUAAGGUAGAGAUAGCCCAAGCAGAAGGCAGCAGCAGAUUGCUGGAUCAAGGAGAUCGUACCUGUGGAUGGCUGGAGCGCAUGCGUGGAUGGCGGAAAUUGUGUAUCGAGUGGUAGACUUGAUGAUGAAGGAAUCUGAGUUGCUGUCCGGUGUGGUAAGCGGCGAAGGAUUGGAGGGCCUGGGGUCAGAGCUGCAGCAGAUGGGUCGGUUGCUGAGGAGGUCGCCGGAGCAGCAGUGGCCGUCGCUGUGCAACUGGGAUGGAGACGUGGAAGAACUGGUGUACGAAACGGAGGAUCUGGUUGACAAGCUGAUCUAUGAUGGGCUCAAGUUUGGAGAAACAGCGGAAUUAGGUGGCUUGGAGAAAUGGUGGCUGUUUAAGAAGUUGUGGUUGGAGUGGGUAAUGCCCAGAAUGACCAAGGAGGAGGAGUUAGUUGAUCUGACUCAACGGAUCCGCCUCGUCAACGGUCGAUUAUUAGCGAGAGCCGCUGCUCGUUAUCGAGACGGAAUGGCCAAAGCUGUUCCUGCCCUCCCCGGUCAACGGGAAGGAGAUGAUUUAGUUGAUGAUAAUGUUUGCAAGAUGGAUCAUGCUUGGAAAUCACCUUCCCCUCCUGUUGAAUCAGACGACCACUUGGAUGUUGACGCCAUUUGUUCGGAGGACCAAGAAGAUGAUUUCGUCGUUGUUGGCAGGGAAGACGAGCGGAGGGAGGUGAUUUCUAGCUUGCUGGCUACUGGUGACGCCUUCAAAAUUAUUGGGAUAUACGGAAUGGGUGGAAUCGGCAAGACAACUCUCGCCCAAAAGGUAUAUGGGGACUCCUCCGUCCGCCGCCAUUUUGAUUGCUUUGCCUGGGCUACGGUGGGGAAGGACUUCCGCACCAGAAGAAUUUUGGAAGAUUUGCUGCUGCAACAUGUCUGCCGAGCGAGGGAUGACAUGGCCCCAUUUUCAGACUUGGACUUGGCUCAGAAGCUUUACGAGUUCCUGCAGUCCAAGAGAUUCUUGAUUGUUUUGGAUGAUGUCUGGUCUGCCGAUGCUUGGGAGUGCCUCCGCAUUGCACUUCCGUCCCGAGAACCAACCGCCAGCAGAGUGCUGCUCACCACUCGGGACGACGGAGUUGCGGACAAGAUUGCUUCUUCAUCUGCCGACGACAAAGGAUUCGUUCACCGGAUGAGGUUUCUUAACCCAGACGAAGGCUGGGAGCUUCUCCGCAAGACGGCUAUCAGAGGUCACUCUUCUUCUGAUCCUAAGGUUGAUGCGGAACUGCGAGAGAUUGCGGAGGAUUUAGUAGAUCGCUGCCAAGGCUUGCCACUAGCCAUCAGGGUGAUGGCAGGGUUGUUGGCGUCAAAUCCUACACCGCACCAGUGGAAGGCGGUUCACCGCAGUAUUGUCUCCUAUCAAACCAUUGAUCAAGGUUCUCAAGUCUCUGCAAAAGUAAACCAGACUUUGGCUUUGUCAUACCACUUUUUACCAGAGUAUUUGAAGCCAUGCUUUCUCUACACGGCUGUGUUCCCUGAGGGUUUUGAGAUGGAUGUAGGGAGUUUAUGCCGAUUGUGGCUGGCUGAAGGCUUUAUAUCGUCAACCCAUGGGUCAAGCCAACAGUCAAUGGAGGACAUCGCACAGCAGUAUCUGAAUGAACUGGUGGCCAGAAAUCUGGUGUUGGUGCAGAAAAAAGAAUCCUCACCAUUUAGGAGUUUGAGAACCUGCCGUGUUCAUGACCUGUUGCGAGACUUGUGCUUACUGAAGGCAGAGGAGCAGAACUUCUGUGACUCCAUAAGCUUCAGACACACAAAUGACACCGGUCUAGCUUCUUCUUCCCCCAUUUUAACUACCAGAAUACAUAGACUUGCGUUGUCUUUUGAAGACGGGUGUGUGGUUCCCCACAAUUGGAAUACCAUUAAACAGCUUCGGUCCAUCUCAAUACAGUCCACAUCUGAUGAUCAUGGAUGUAUCUUAUCGCCGCACAUGUUAUCAGAAGUGAAGGACCUCUCGAGGCUUAGGGGGUUAUUUCUCUCUGGUUUUAACUACAAAGUAUUGAGGUUUCCCUCAGCGACACUGGAGUUAUUUCCGCGUCGGUUCUUGAGUAUGAGAGAUUUACCUAAAGUAUUAUCAGAUCUUACCAACCUUAAACGGCUUCGAGUUUUAUUUUUCAGUGGUUUUAACUUUGAUGUCAUUAGGAUGCCCACUGGGAUUGAAAAGCUAUUCCGCUUGAGAUACUUGAGCAUUAGAGACUGUAAUAUCACGCGUUUGCCUCCAACUAUUGGCAGCUUGUUGAACUUGGAAACUCUCGACUUAGGGGAAGGCACUUGGAUUAGGAUGCUCAUACCCAGUGAGCUGCAGAAACUGAGCAGAUUGAGGCAUCUUUUUUUGCCUCGUAGCUAUCAGGUCGUCGAGGGUGGCAAAUUGCAAUUGGAUGGGUUGACAAAGCUGGAAACACUUGUUAACUUCGAUUCGAGGCAGUGUAGAGUGAAAGAUCUGUUUAAAUUAACAAAGCUUCGGAAGCUUGUUGCUACCAUGGAUGUGAAUUUUGAGGACCUGGAGGUGGUAAUUAACUGCAUGGAAACAAGCUUAAACUGCUUACGCUUUUCUUCACUCAUUGUCAGAACACAUGACUCUGGUAACCAUGUUGUUACUCACAAAUUAUUGCAGUGUGCCAAUCUUCACCUUUUGCAAAUAGAAGGUCAUAUAGGCAAGUUGCCUCUGAGAAUUUCUCAUAGCCUCACUGAAAUUUCUUUAAUUGGGUCUUUGCUUGAUGAUGAUCCGAUGGAAAAAUUGGAAAAGCUUCCUAACUUGUGGGUCCUUGCAUUGCACAACAAUGCCUUUCUGGGGAAGCACAUGACCUGUUCAGGCAUGGGUAUGCCGCAACUCAAAUAUUUAUCCAUCUCGAACUUGCGAAACUUGGAGAAUUUGACGGUUAAAAGAGGGGGCAUGCCCAAGCUUUCUACUUUAGCGCUGGAAGAAUGCGAGCGCCUAAAGAAUCUGCCUGAAGGACUCAAUUUCCUCACGAGUCUCCGGGAAUUGACUGUUGCACAGAUGUCUCCAGAGUUCAUUGACCGGCUUUAUGAGAGUCAGGAGGAUUUUCGUAAAUUCCAGCAUGUACCUGUCAUUAGAAUGUGCUGGCCUUCUCAAAAACAAAAGAUUGUUCCCCUAGCAUGCAGACAUGGGCUUCAGGUGGCAGGACAAGAGCUUCACUGAGCUUCCAAGAAAUAGCAGCUUCCUGCAUUUUGUUUUUUUGGAUUUCAUGCCCUUUUCCCUGUUAAUGGGCCUUCUCAAAAAACUGAAGACAUUCCUCUACCUUGCAAAGUUGGGCAGCUGAUGUCGGGAGAAGAUAUUCAGAGAAACUUUAAAGCUGCAUCAAAGAUGAGUAGUGUUCACGGCAGUUUGCAUGCACUAAUGAAAGGAGAGGAAUGGUCCAAUUUUAACUAUUUUUAUUGUUUUAACUUGAACCAAUGUUACAAAGGUUAUCAAGCUCUUAGUAGUACUAGUGUAGAUUACAGUUGUCCUACUUAUAAUCAUUGAGUGGAACUUACCUUUUUCUUUCCACUUGUAAUGCAUGAAGCCAUGCAUAAUACAAGUUAAUUCAGGCUUUCAUAGCUUGCUUUCCAGUAAGCUGUAUAAAAGGUUAAGAUUUCAGGUGCUGGAUGUUUGUCUGUUGGGCAUGGAGCAAUACAUGAGUUAGGAAAUUUCUUUGUUAUCA
Molecule: messenger RNA, 3724 nt
Organism: Coffea eugenioides
Lineage: Eukaryota; Viridiplantae; Streptophyta; Magnoliopsida; Gentianales; Rubiaceae
Product: probable disease resistance RPP8-like protein 2
Exons: 4
Coding region: 103-3222 (1039 amino acids)
Biological process (GO): defense response to other organism
Molecular function (GO): ADP binding
Source: RefSeq, a predicted model, not a curated record